GCUGCCAACGAUUUUGGUCGUGAACUGCCUACAAACAACCAGGUUGCUGAGGAUCAGAUAUGGCGAACCCACUGCAUAUCAGAAGAAAGGAGUAAAAAGGUCUUCCAAUCAAAGUGGGGAUUUCUUCAAGGCCCAUUGAGUAAAUUCGUGGAAGAUGAGUUAGAUAAGCUAGUGGAUCCCAAUCGCCCGGACUGGAGGACAAUGGUGCAAAAACCCGCAGAAGAUCCGGUGCCCCUGAGCAAAUAUAUUCACGUUCAGCCAUCCCCUCAACCAUUUCCAAAAACCACUGCUGGCAUGAUCGGAUGGCGUGCAGUUGAUCCCAGAAACUGGCCUGAUAGAUAUGGACGAUAUUAUCCCGGAAGAGAUGAUAUAGUCAAACAAUUGAACUGGCCCAGAGAUGUCCCG
This is a messenger RNA of Opisthorchis viverrini, 405 nucleotides long. RefSeq lists its product as hypothetical. The transcript is spliced from 2 exons. The record is from RefSeq and is a predicted model, not a curated record. The annotation marks the transcript as partial. Lineage: Eukaryota; Metazoa; Platyhelminthes; Trematoda; Opisthorchiida; Opisthorchiidae.